AUGUCUUGUAAAACGAUAUUGGCCAAGGAGAUUUCGGCAAGUUAUAGAGAUGAAAUAAGAAACACGAUAGUGGCAAGGGGAAUUCGUCCGAAGCUUGUGGGCUUUCUCGCUAAUCAAGAUCCCGCUGCGGUAAAGUAUGCAGAGUCCACGGCGAAGACGUGUGCCGAAACCGGAGUUGAUUUUGAAAUGAGAAAGUGUGAGCGAAAGGACCUGGAGAAUCAGAUCGUGGAGGCAAAUGAAGACGAACGAGUACACGGGAUUAUGAUUUAUUAUCCGGUGUAUGGCGAUCGUCAGGUAAACGCAUCGAGGAGCGAAAUUGUGGGUCGUCCACUUGCCGCUUUGUUGGCGAACGACGGUGGAAAAGUGUACUCAGUAGACAUCAACGGAGUCCAAGAGUUUUAUCGCGGUUCGGGAUUGAAACUCAAGAAACAUGAGGUUCGCGAAACAGACCUCCAACUCGAAGAUGUCAUCCCAAUUUCGGAUGUGGUCAUAACCGGAGUUCCAUCGCCCACCUAUAAAAUCCCGACUUCCUUGUUGCGCGAGGGGGUGAUUGCCAUAAACUUUUCGACGUAUAAAAAUUUCGAGAAUGAGGUUAAAGAAAAAGCCAGCAUCUAUGUCCCGACGGUGGGCAAGGUCACCAUCGCCAUGUUGGAAAGGAAUUUGCUUAGGUUGUAUGAUUAUCAGUAUAGUAGUAGUCGAGAGAAUUGA
Messenger RNA from Acaulospora colombiana, 708 nucleotides. Lineage: Eukaryota; Fungi; Glomeromycota; Glomeromycetes; Diversisporales; Acaulosporaceae. The record is from the annotation of a GenBank genome assembly.